AUGUGUGACAUGAGCGCUCUGGAUAACCUGGUGGCCAACACGGCUUACCUGAAAGCUCAAGGCGGAGACGAGAAGGAGCUGAGGAAAAGACGCCAGAGUCUGGCUCUUCCCAAACCGGGCAACUGCGAGACCGUCAGAGUCUCCGUGGGGCAGGACUUUGAGUCGCUGUGUGAACUGCAGCCCAUCGGGAAGAAGCUGUUCCGACUGUAUCUGACCGAGACGCCCGAGUACGCCGUCGCCGCCCUAUUCCUGGACGAGCUGAACGACUGGGAGCUGGCUGAAGGAGCUGCCAAGGACAAAGCGUGCACCAACAUCAUCAACCAGUUCUGCAAGGAAGGAUCCACCAGCUUCCUGUCCUUCCUGAGCGGAGAAGCACUGGAGAAGUGCAAAGCCGUAACGGAGAAAGAUUUCAAAGUGGUGAUGACGGGAAAAGUGAGAGAGGCCGUCAGAGAUUUCCUCAAGGGCAAGCCGUUCACAGAGUACAUGCUGAGCCCGUUCUUCGACAAGUUCCUGCAGUGGAAGGAGUACGAGAAGCAGCCCAUCAACGAGAAAUACUUCUACGAGUUCAGGACGCUCGGGAAAGGAGGGUUUGGGGAGGUUUGUGCGGUGCAGGUGAAGAACACGGGUCAGAUGUAUGCCUGCAAGAAGCUGUGCAAGAAGCGUCUGAAGAAGAAGCAGGGGGAGAAAAUGGCUCUGCUGGAGAAGAAGCUCCUGGAGAAGGUGAACAGCCCAUUCAUCGUCAGCCUGGCGUAUGCCUACGAAACCAAAUCCCACCUGUGCUUGGUGAUGACGCUGAUGAACGGCGGCGACCUGAAAUACCACAUCUACAACAUCGGAGAGAAAGGCAUCGAGAUGAACCGGAUUGUUUACUACACCGCUCAGAUCACCACGGGCAUGCUGCACCUGCACACCAUGGACAUCGUGUAUCGAGACAUGAAGCCGGAGAACGUUCUCCUGGACAGCCAGGGGCAGUGCCGACUCUCUGACCUCGGCCUCGCCAUCGAGCUUCCUCCUGGAAAAACGUCCACUCAGAAGGCCGGGACUGGAGCGUACAUGGCUCCUGAGAUUCUGACUGACAUGCCAUACAGGACCUCGGUGGACUGGUGGUCUCUGGGGGUCAGUAUUUAUGAGAUGGUGGCUGGUCACACGCCGUUCAAGGGCCCCGAUGGCAAGAAAGAGAAAGUGGACAAAGACGAAGUAAAAAGGCGCAUCAUCAACGAAGAGCCCGUUUUUGAGCACAAAAACUUCGAUCCUCUCACCAAAGAUAUCAUCAUGCAGUUCCUGAAGAAGAAGACGGACGAACGACUCGGCUGCAAAGGUGACGACCCCCGGGAUCACGAAUGGUUCAAAUCUAUUAAUUUCCCCCGUUUAGAGGCAGGACUCAUCCCUCCACCGUGGCUUCCCAAACCCAAUGUGGUCUACGCCAAAGACACCGGAGACAUCGCCGAGUUUUCCGACGUUAAAGGCAUCGAGUUCAACGCUAAGGAUGAAAAACUCUUUAAAGAGUUCAGCACUGGUGCCAUUUCCAUCCCCUGGCAGAAAGAGAUGAUCGACACCGGACUUUUCGACGAGCUGAACGACCCGCAAAGGAAAGAGUCUUCUGCUGGACUGGACCAGGACAAGAAAUCAGGCACAUGCACACUUCUGUAAAGUCAGACAUUACACAGGAGCGCUGUGAACACAGGAGCGCUGAAGAUCCUGAGCGAAAUGACUCCCUGGUCAGUUGUAGACAGGAGUGUGUGUUGUAAUGUUCCUCUCAGGCUGCGACAGUGAGCAUGUGUGUGUAUUUGUGUGUUUUGGGGAAUUUGAAACUGUUGGUUUUGUGCAGUAGUAAACCUUCUCGCCUGUAGGGGGCAUCAACAAAGCGGUCCAUCUAAACUGAGAUGCUUCUAGAAGAGUAGUUUUGAGUGCAGAUCUCCU
Molecule: messenger RNA, 1920 nt
Organism: Hemibagrus wyckioides
Lineage: Eukaryota; Metazoa; Chordata; Actinopteri; Siluriformes; Bagridae
Product: rhodopsin kinase grk7a-like
Exons: 4
Coding region: 1-1650 (549 amino acids)
Biological process (GO): regulation of signal transduction; signal transduction; protein phosphorylation
Cellular component (GO): cytoplasm
Molecular function (GO): rhodopsin kinase activity; ATP binding
Source: RefSeq, a predicted model, not a curated record